Astyanax mexicanus (Mexican tetra) is the source of this 2605-nucleotide messenger RNA. RefSeq names its product zinc finger protein 850-like. The record is from RefSeq and is a predicted model, not a curated record. Lineage: Eukaryota; Metazoa; Chordata; Actinopteri; Characiformes; Acestrorhamphidae. The transcript has 4 exons. Bases 155 to 2473 code for a protein of 772 amino acids.
GUUUUACAGAGCAACAGUAGAUGAUCUGCUGCAGUUCCUGUGAUCCUUCGUCAGAAUAGAAUGAUCUCUCGUCGCAAGUCGUCUGCUGUUUCUAGUGACCACAUCUUAAAUUUACUUCCACAUUUACGUCGAAACACACCACAAAGUUCUCACAAUGUUGUCAUCAGAAGAGAUAAAAUGUGAGAAUGUAGUUUCCAUCAUUUACUGUCCACAAGAAGAAUCCCAAAUCAGUUCAGGACAAGGAAUAUCUCACCACUGCUUACACUGUGGGAAGAGUUUUAUAAAACUGAGUGCCCUUCAAAUACACCAGCGCGUUCACACUGAGGAGAAACCGUAUCAGUGCUCAGAAUGUGGGAUGAGCUUUCGAACUAAUGAUGCUAUCAAAAAACACGAGCGCGUUCAUACUGGAGAGAAACCGUAUCGCUGUUCAGAGUGUGGGGUGAGUUUUAGAAACCAGAGUAAUCUGAGAAGACACCGGCGCGUUCACACUGGAGAGAAACCGUAUCAGUGCUCCGAAUGUGAAAAGAGUUUUUAUCAACAGAGUGAUCUUCAAACACACCAGCGUGUUCACACUGGAGAGAGACCGUUUUAUUGCUCAGAGUGUGGAAUGAGUUUUAUCAAUAAGAGUAAUCUCAGAAGACACCAGCGCAUUCACACUGGAGAAAAACUGUAUCAGUGCUCCGAAUGUGAAAAGAGUUUUUAUCAACAGAGUGACCUUAAAACACACCAGCGCGUUCACACUGGAGAAAAACCGUUUUACUGCUCAGAGUGUGGAAAAAGUUUCAGAAAGAGUGACGCCUUCAAAAAACAUGAACGCAUUCACACUGGAGAAAAACCGUAUCAGUGUUCAGAGUGUGGAAAGAGUUUUAGAGAUAAUUGCAAUCUCAAAAAACAUCAUCUCACCCAUACAGGAGAGAAACCGUAUUCAUGUUCAGAGUGUGGAAAAAGUUUUACUCACCAGAGUUCCCUUCAAGAACACCAGCGCAUUCACACUGCGGAGAAACCGUAUCAGUGCUCAGAGUGCGGGAAAAGUUUUACCCAACAGAGCAAUCUGAAAAAACACCAGCGUGUUCACACUGGAGAGAAACCGUUUUAUUGCUCAGAGUGCGGAAAGUGUUUUACACAAAGUGGUAAUCUCAGAAAACACCAGCGCAUUCACACUGGAGAAGAAAAAACUGAAUUAAAGUGCAAUAUGUAUUGCAAGCUGCCAAAAAAUAACCACAGAAGAUCUGAAUCCGCAGUGUUUUAUAGAGAAACAGGAGCUGAUCUGCUGCAGAAAUACCACAGGAACACCAAAAAGAUGGAUCUCUCAAUGCCAUCAAAAGAGGUAAAACUCGAAGAAGGACUUUCUAAAGAAAUAAAACUCGAGGACAGACUUUCUAGCAGUUCUGUGGCUCAAGAGGAAUAUUUUUGUGUUUCUCCACAAGAACCGACCCAAACCAAUUCAGGAAAAGGGAUGCCUUUCCACUGUUCAGACUGUGGUAAGAGUUUUAUGAAAAAGAGUGCUUUUCAAACGCACCAGCGCAUUCACACUGGAGAGAAACCGUUUCAGUGCUCAGAGUGUGGACAGUACUUUAGAAAGACUGAAACCCUUAAAAAACACCUGCGAAUUCACACUGGAGAGAAACCCUAUUACUGCUCGGAGUGCGGGUUAAGUUUUACAGAGAGUAGUCAACUCAAAAGUCACCAGCGUGUUCACACUGGAGAGAAACCGUAUCACUGCUCUGAAUGUGGACAGAGUUUUAGAGACAGUUCUAACCUUAAGAAACACCACCGCAUUCACACUGGAGAGAAACCUUAUCACUGCUCAGAGUGUGGACAGAGUUUUAGAGACAGCGCUAGCCUUAAAAAACACCAGCGCAUUCACACUGGAGAGAAACCCUAUUACUGCUCGGAGUGCGGGUUAAGUUUUACAGAGAGUAGUCACCUCAAAAGUCAUCAGCGUGUUCACACUGGAGAGAAACCGUAUCACUGCUCUGAGUGUGGACAGAGUUUUAGAGACAGUGCUAACCUUAAGAAACACCACCGCAUUCACACUGGAGAGAAACCGUACCAGUGCUCCGACUGCGGGAUGAGUUUUACCGAAAGUGGUUCCCUUAAAAGACACCGGUUCAUUCACACCGGAGAGAAACCGCAUCACUGCAUUGAUUGUGGAAAAAGUUUUAACCAACAGAGUGACCUCAGGAGACACCAGAGCGUUCACACUGGAGAGAAACCGUAUCAGUGCUCAGAGUGUGGGAUGAGUUUCACGCACAGUGGGAACCUGAAAAAACACCAGAGAAUUCAUACUGGAGAGAAACCGUAUCCCUGUUUGGAGUGUGGGAUGAGUUUCAGGAACAGUGGGACCCUGAAAAAACACCAGCGAAUUCAUUCUGGAGAGAAACCGUAUCCCUGUUUGGAAUGUGGGAUGAGUUUCAGGGAGUGUGGGAACCUGAAAAAACACCAGCGCAUUCAUUCUGAGGGAAAACUGUAAAAAUGCUCAGUAAGUCAAUGACGUUUUAGAGAUGGUGGAACCCAAUAGAAGUUUUGAGAAACUGUGGACAGAGCGUUAAUCAACAGUGAUCUCUAUAUGGCUACUUAUGGCGCACCAUUUCCACAAACAAAA